Messenger RNA from Candidula unifasciata, 318 nucleotides. NCBI's taxonomy places the organism in Eukaryota, Metazoa, Mollusca, Gastropoda, Stylommatophora, Geomitridae. The record is from the annotation of a GenBank genome assembly.
ACCUCUUCAAACCAGCAAUUGCACACAGAGAUUUAAACACUCGGAACAUAUUGGUGAACCCUGACCUCACCUGCCUGAUAGCUGAUCUUGGAUUCUCUGUUGGGAUGAUUGGCUCCAAGAUAAUCAAGAACGGAGUAGCAGAAAACGCUGAACAGGCGACGUUAGCUGAUGUGGGUACGCUGCGUUACAUGGCACCUGAAGUGUUUGAUGGAGCAGUUAACCUGCGUGAUUGUGAAGCCUCACUCAAGCAGAUUGAUGUCUAUGCUCUGGGUCUCGUCAUUUGGGAAAUUGCUUCUCGAUGCAUAGAACUGUACCAAG